Molecule: messenger RNA, 16500 nt
Organism: Pelagomonas calceolata
Lineage: Eukaryota; Pelagophyceae; Pelagomonadales; Pelagomonadaceae
Source: the annotation of a GenBank genome assembly
GAAACAAGGGAGAGUAGCUAAGUUUCAGCGGUAUACGUUCGACGGAUUAGUAGACGGUAGUAGCCUAGAGUAGAGGAUAUACACAACUAGGGAGGCGGCACGCAGCUCCCUGGCGAGUGCUCGGUCAGUGCUCCGGUCCCAUUCUAAGUAUUCGGCCUGAAUACUUGCUCGAAAUUUUAAGUGCUCGGGGCAUUUCAGAAGGGUUCUAGUAUAUAAAGCCCAGCGGUUCGGGUACCGUAUACAUGUACCCUGUAUCUUUCUGGUCAACGAGCGCGGCCCGGCAUGCAAUACUGCGAUGCUGCGCGCACAGGUAUGUGAUUGAACCAAAAAAUACGCCCGCUAAUCUUUGGUUUCACAGAUGAUUUCGUGGCUUCAAGGGCACAUCCAGCUUCCGGGAUACGAUGUAGGUUUGUGGUCAGUCGAGCACGAAGAAAAAGCCGCAGCCUUCCUGAAUAAUCCACGACUAUGUCAGCUUUUGUGCUACAUGUCGAACGGCAAGCUGCACUUCUCAGCGACUCUUGACACAGAAGCAACAUCUUGCGAGAAGCUUUACUACUUCAUUCGCUCCGAGGAAAUAAGAUUGAACAAUAUCGACAUGUCAAUCCAUCAUGGAAUGUUGUCGCGCGGGACGGCUAUGCAGUCGCUACUUGAGGCAAUGGGACAAGUCUUUGGCCCACAAUUAUUUGAAUCCAGCACCUGGCCCGAGAGUGUAAAAAGGGAUCUAUCUGGUCAUGUGCACAGGUUCAUGGGUUCACUUACCGAAUCUACUUUUGCAGCCUCCAGAAAAACGGUUCUUUACUUGCCAUCUGGAAAGUUCCUUCCAAGUGUACCUACUGCUGCAAAAAACAAGGAGUUAGUGCAACAAUUGGAAUCCAUUGUAAUCAAUUGGACUCGUCAAAUCAAAGGGGUGGUGAAUAGCCAGGAUAGUCAUUAUCAUACUGAGGUGUCGGGUCCACUCGAGGAAAUUGAAUUCUGGUGCACACGCAAGGAAGAUCUCUGUGGAAUAUUACAGCAACUUCAAAGAGCAGAUGUCUGCCGUGUUGUUUGCGUUCUUGAGGCGUCAAAGUCCUCAUACCUGGCGCGUUUCCUAUCCCUCGCUAGGAGGAUCCAUGAGAACUCCGUCGAAGCAAAUGAUAAUGUAAACUUUCUCAAGAACCUUGUCACGUCUUGCAAGAUCCUUGCAAGCGCUGAUCCCGCUCGUAAGUGGCGAGCCUUCUUGUCGUUUGGGCGAUCUUUUUGUUAGGCAUAUGCUGCAUUCUUCCUGAGCUUCUCGGGCACAUUCGCAUGAUAUGGACCUUGUCUGGUAUCUACCUCUCUGUCAACUGCUUUACGUAUUGGAACCUAAGUUCCUCAUUUAUUGAUGCUGAUAGGUUAUUAUAACAACAAGUAUCCUGAGCGUCUUGCCAGUUUGCUACGCAAAAUUUCACAUGAAAUAAUUUCCCGUUGCCGCACACGAGUAUCACUGAGUGAUAUCUUGUAUGCGGACAGCAUUAACAUUAAGGCUUCUAUGGUUCUACUGACGGUGUCCCUCCGACCGUUGCAUUUUUUACAUCACGAUGCUGUCCUCAGGUUGCGCUAAAAGAGUCGAUUCAGUGUGGUGUUCUGUGGAAAUGCCUGUACUAUCGCACUGCCGCCGCCAUUCGUCUUGCCUAUCCAAGCUCGCCGGAGCUGCACUGGACGUUUGAUGCAACGUCUAUUUUUGCACAAACUGAUGCCUUUGUCCAGAGAUGCCGUGACCUUUUAGAAGUCUGCGAGGGUCAGAUUCAGUUUCGGCGCAAGUCAUACACCACGGCGGGGGAUAACUCUGUUUCGUUUUUUAAGGGCUUGCGUGGUCAGGAAGUUACUAAGUCGCUCGUCGCAAUUCAGAACCAAUUUGAUAAUCAGAUAAGCCGUUUAUGUGACCUCAAGUACCAGAUUCUUGACGUAAGACUUAGCCAUUGGCACGAAGACUUUAACAUCUUCAAGAACUCGGUCAAGGACCUUGAAGUCAUGUACACGAACAUGAUAAGCGCGUCAUUUGAAGGAGUCAAUUGUAUGGCUGAGGCAGUUGGAGUACUCCAAAUUUUCCAAUCACUUGCCAAGCGAGAUGCAAUUAAGCGCUGCGUGGAAAAAAAAAACAGCGAUUUGUAUCUUCUUUUUAUUCAUGAUGUAGAAGAGGUUCGCCGUGAAUUUGAUGAAAAUCGCAGAGCACCACCUCUGCGCAACGAUGAGCCGCGCUGGGCAGGAUCUGCCCUAUGGGCUACGGCUCUGGCACAAAACGUAGAACACUCGUGGUCUCUCCUCCAAGCCGCAACGUGCUGCCUGUGACUUUUAUAGCGCCCAGUUAUAUUUGAAAUUUGGCUUUCUCAGGUAUUUCAUGCCUACAAGCGAAACUAAAGAAGCAGAAAUCGCCUACAAGGCAUUGAUGGGCGUAGUGGACGAGUAUAUGGCUGGUUGUUACAAGAACUGGGUUGGUUCUAUGGGGGCACUGGACUCUUCAACAUUGCAAGCAAAACUUGACAAGCCCCUGAUGAAAAGAACUAACCACACGGACACCACAGAAAGAGAAUUUCUCGCAGUCUCUACUUUUAAUGUCAAAGGAGUCUUUCUACAGUGCAACUUUGACCAGGAUUUGCUUGCUCUGUUCACGGAGGUGCAAUACUGGGAAAAGUUUCACGGUGAGUUUUCAAUUCCAUACCACGCCCAUGAUCUCUAUAAUCAAAAAGCAAAGUUUAAUGCAAUGCGUGAACAUGUAAUGCGGAUUGUAGAUGCUUAUAACAAGAUCCUGUGUGAUCUAAGUGCUGUAGAACGUCGCUUGUUUUCAGAUCACAUCCGCAAACUCGAUAAACGCAUUAAUCAGGGGCUACAGAAAUUGACUUGGGUGAGCAAGGGUAUUAUUGAGCACUAUGUCAACGAUUGUUGUGCUCAUUGCGCUGAAAUAUAUGCAAUCGUGCGUCGUUUUAAGGAAGGAAAGCAAAGAAUAUCGCAUCAGUGCCGGCUUGCAUCCUCCAUGCUCCUUUUGCAAAUAGACAAGAAUGUUACUUAUGCUCAUGACAUUUUUGAGGCAACGCAAGCUGCUCGCAGGACCGAAAUGAAACGACGCUUGCAACAAAGUCAUGAGAUUACCCAAUUGGAACUGCGUGCAAUAUUCACGAAUUUCUGUGAUGGCACCUCAGAAGUGCUACGUGAGUGGCGCGAGUUUGUCAAGGAAAUAGACAGCCAGGUCGAAGCAGCCUUGAGACAGGCGGUCAAGAGGAGUCUUCAAGCGCUCAGUCGUGCUAUCAAUGGUGAUGCCAUGUCAGAACCGCAGACUCUAUUUUGUCUCAAAUUAGUGCUCGAAAAUGGUCGCAUUGACUACAAACCAACCAUGAUAAGCUUGACCCAUCUUGUUAACAUAGUCGCCAAAGAGCUCAUUUCUACUAUUGCUGUAGUUCCGCGGCUUUGCGACAUCCUUUCGCCUGAGACAGUGAAGCAGUCUUCUGUUGCUAAUGACAGAAGUGACUGUAGUGCUCUGACCAAACGCCAUCGGUCGUUUUACUCUACCAUUUCAAAUGAUGAAGACAUGCUUAAAAUAGUUGUUCAAAUCAUGAAUGGAAUGUCCUUGGCUGCCACUGAACUUCAAAGGCACCUAGGGUCUUAUAUCCGGUGUCGAUCAAUACUAAGAGAUUCACCUUGAGCGAUUAUUUGUUAUUGUAUGUGACUCAAUUUUCCGUCGCAGCUACUGGGAAAGGUACAAAACACUGUGGGAAAUGGACAAAGAGGCAUACAUUCGUCGCUAUGCGAAGGCAAACAGGAGUCUAAAACACUACGACGAUGAUGUCACCAAAUACAGAAACCAGCAAACCAAGAUUGAACACGAAGAUAUAUCCCACGUAGUAAACUUCGUACAACUUGACUGUGCCCUUUUGAAGGAACAAUUGAUCUCACACUGUCAGCAAUGGCGAAGGAAUCUGCUUGGAUUGCUCAACAAAAAUGCCUCUCAAGGGCUCGAGUAUCUCCAUAACCUUUUUGCUGACAACACGCGCACCCUGUGCGCAACACCGUCUGAUCUGAACGAGCUUUCUGAUAAGCUAAGGAUCCUGCUAGAUUUUCGCAGCAAUAGCCAAGUGAUUGAGACAAAAAUCCUUCCGAUUGAAGAAAUGUAGCUGCUUUCUAUCUUUCCUUGAAGAUUGCCUUGUCCAAUACAUGCAAAAAGAGCUUAAGUCGUUUCCAACUCAGGUAUGCAACCCUGACUAAGUUUGAUGUUCAAGUUGCCUCUAACGAGAUUGUCAAGCUGCAGGAACUUCGGCCCGCUUGGAAGGAGUUCUUGUCCAUGCUUGACAAGGCACAGCAUGCACUAGACAAAGCCAAGGUCAACAUGAGGCGAGAUCUUGAAAGCAACCUUGAAGCCUACUGCCAGCAAGUGCUGCAGUUGCGAGAACAAGUCCUUAUCGAAAUUCCAACGUCCCAGGAGUUGACCCCAGACGAGGCUUUUGCUGUGAUACACGACUUUAGACACCGUGUUGAAGCAGUCUACCUGCGGAAGCAUGACCUUCAAGCAGGGCUUGAUAUUUUCAAUAUGGAAUCCCCUGAGCACAGAGAGUUAAAGGACACAGAACGGGAUCUGGAACUUGCUAAUCAAAUUUGGAUCCUGGUGCGCGAUUGGACUCGGGCUUUUGACAACUGGAAGACUGGCCGCUUUGAUGAACUCGAUAUCAGCGAGAUGGAAACAGUAGCAGGACAAUUCAAUAAGAAAGUGGGUAAGCUUGGUCGCGAUGUAAAGCGCUGGGGAAUCUGGGAGGCGAUGCGCACAAAGCUGACCGAGUUCCUCCAGACCAUGCCUCUUAUCCAGGAUCUCAGGAACCCUGCAAUGCGAUCACGCCACUGGGACGCAUUAAAGCGAGACCUACGACGCAACUUUGACGAAACGAGCGCAGAGUUUACUUUGGAAACUGUGUUUUCUAUUGGACUGAGUGCAGUGCCUGAUCUUAUCUCCGAGCUUAGCGCGAACGCAAAUAAAGAGCUUGCAAUCGAAGAGACUCUCAAAGAGAUUGAAACACGGUGGGGGGAGAUUGACAUAGACAUCAGUGCUUACAAGGAGGAGUACUUCAAAAUUCGUAGCACUGAUGAUCUAUUCCAAGUAUUGGAAGAUGAUGCCGUCGCCCUGUCUACGAUGAAAGCGUCUAAAUUUUAUGGAUCAUUCAAGUCCCGGAUCGACAAAUGGGAAGGGGCGCUUGCGCUCGUGUCUGAGGUUAUAGAAUUGAUUCUCACUGUUCAACGAAAAUGGAUAUAUCUCGAGUCAAUUUUCAUGGCCUCCGAAGACAUCUGCAAACAACUACCAAAAGAAUCAUCAUUGUUCAUCGAGGUUAACGCGACGUUUGGUCACGUAAUGUCAAAUGCAGCUGAACAGCCUAAUGCUGUCAUUCAAUGCACUGCCACUGGCAUGCUCGAGACGGUCACUUGCAUGGAUGAUAAGCUCGAAACCAUCCAAAAGUCGCUUGACUCGUUCCCUACUUACCCUUUUCUCACCCAAGGGAACUGAGUCCUUUACUCAUCAGAUGAGUAGCCGAUUCUCGAUGCUUAUUGCAACAUAGGUACCUCGAGACAAAAAGGGACGUAUUCCCAAGGUCGCGUGGCAGUGUUGGAAACAUGACUUUGGUGCAACACCACACGGCAUGGCGGAGCUUGCCCGAGAGUGUGCCUUUCGUCGUGUGAAGUAUACUGUAACAUGCGGGUUCGAUUUUUAGGUUUUAUUUUGCACGUCCACCUAGUCUUGAUCAUUCAAGUAUUAUUAAACUCUGCCAAUUCAGCAAAUUUUGCAGGUUUCAGAUGACGACCUCUUGGAAAUCCUCGGCCAAAGCCGUGAGCCACUUCUGGUCCAGAAACAUAUCAAAAAAUGCUUUGAAGGCUUCAAGGUGAUGGACAUCAUCCCCCCUGGAAAGCAGCUCAAUCGUAACUUUGAAGUAAGCCUUUUUUUAUUAGGUUUUAUAGGUAUGCAGCAAGUUUGUCUUUAGGCGACUGGGAUGCGAGAAACGUCAACGGGGGAAACCGCAGCGUUUGUCUCGAAUGUCGUUUUAGACGGCGCAGUCGAAAAUUGGCUCGUCGAACUUGAGCAUGCAAUGAAAAAGUCAAUGCAACAGCUAUUGGCUGUUUCAAUCCAAGCUCACCGUGGCAAAGACAAGGAAAAAUGGAUCACGGACGUGCAAGGGCAGUUGCUCAUAACCACGGGCUCGAUUCAGUGGACCAAUGAUUGUUCAAAGGCACUGGGCAGCAUCUCGAAUGGAAAAAAAAACGCACUGAGACAACUCAAGAAAAAGCAGGUAGCCUAUUUGACCCGACUUACCGACAUGAUUCGCGGCCAACUCCCGAGGUUGGUCCGUACUAAGCUUGUUGCACUUAUUACCAUGGAAAUUCACAAUCGCGAUGUCAUGGAGCGUAUGAUUAAGGCUGGAUGCUCAUCAGUCACUGACUUUGACUGGCUAUGUCAGCUUCGAUUUCUGUUCAACAAGGAAGAAGGCCAGUUUGGCGGUAUCUGUACUGUGCGCCAGACAAACUGUAAUCUGGAUUAUGGCUACGAGUAUCAAGGAAACAAUGGUCGUCUGGUUGUCACUCCGCUCACAGACCGAUGUGUCCUGACCCUACUCACAGCCAAAUUUCUGAAUCGAGGAGGCAACCCUCUCGGUCCCGCGGGCACAGGGAAGACGGAGACCGUAAAGGAUCUAAGCAAGAACCUCGCCAUGUAUUGUGUUGUAAUCAAUUGCAGCGACGGCAGGGAGCCAGAGUCAAUACAAAAGGCGUAUUGGGGCUCAAAUAAUGACGUGUUUGUAUAUACUUGCCUUACUGACACGCAGGCAUGGACUUUAAGUCGGUCGGUCGUAUAUUUUCUGGCUUAUGCCAGGCUGGGGCUUGGGGGUGCUUCGACGAGUCAGCCGCGAGUAGAAAGAAUAGUUCAAGGUGCCUUUAAUAUAUAUCUUUGUGGUUUUACUCAUCUUUCAGUUUGGCCUUUUGGUCAACGUGUUUUGCAGAGAGGGGGGGGGGGGGGGGCGUCGUCGUCGAGAUGCAGUCGCAGCCUCAAUGGGGUAUUCAUCAGGUUCAACAGAAUAAAAAUUGAGGUGAUUUCGGUUGUCGCAAUGCAAGUACUUUCGAUCGUAGACGCAUUGUCCCGAGACGCAGAGACAUUUGAUUUUAUGGGAUCGACUAUCCGCUGCGAUGGAAAUUGUGGCCUCUUUAUAACCAUGAAUCCGGGAUACGCAGGACGCACCGAGCUACCUGAUAAUCUGAAAGCGUUGAUGCGCCCGGUGGCAAUGAUGGUACCAGACUUAGCAAUGAUAGCGGAGGUGAUGCUGAGUGCAGAAGGCUUCACAGAUGCCCGCAAUCUAUCAAAAAAAACGAUAACGCUCUAUUCUCUCAUGCAACAGCAGCUCAGCAAACAGGACCACUAUGACUAUGGAUUGAGGAACCUAAAAGCCGUGUUGAACAUGGCAGGUUCUAUCAAGCGCGCAGAUCCAUCGACAAAUGAGGAGGCAAUUCUCAUGCGCGCUUUGCGCGACAUGAACCUGCCAAAAUUUAUCAAGGACGAUGAACGUCUCUUUCGCUUACUUCUCGGCGAUCUUUUCCCUUCCCUUGAACUGCCGGUCACAGAGAUUGGAAAUCUCAACGCUGCACUCGAAUCAGAAUUAAAAUCCGCUGGUUUGCAGAUGCACCCUUUCCUUGUAUUCAAAAUUGGGCAACUUUACGACUCGAAGCUUACGAGACACUGUAACAUGCUUGUUGGUGCGACACUCUCAGGGAAAAGUACCGCUUGGAAAACAUUGGCAAAAGCCAAGACGGCGCUUGCCAAGGAAAACGUCACGGGCUAUUUGCCGGUAACUUCCUUUGUCAUAAAUCCUAAAGCAAUAACACUUACGGAACUGUAUGGAGCAUAUGACCUCACCACUUUUGAGUGGGCUGAUGGAAUAUUAUCUACUAUAUUCAAGUCGUGCGCGGAGUCAGAUAAAAAUGACGAGAAAUGGGUAAUGUUUGGUAAGUUUUUUCUUUUUUGCUUUGGCUAAUUGCCGUCAUAGAUGGGCCAGUCGAUGCCAUGUGGAUUGAAUCGAUGAACAGUGUCAUGGACGACAAUAAGAUCCUGACCCUGAUUAACGGGGACAGAAUUCCUCUCACUUCGUCGAUGAGUUUGUUAUUCGAGGUUGAAGAUCUAAGGGUCGCAUCUCCAGCCACUGUCUCGCGUGCUGGCAUGAUAUUUCUGGAUCAAAGCGAAAUGGGCUUUAAACCAUUCCUCGAGUCGUGGCUUGAACGUCUUUUUGGGACCCAGCCCGAGGUGCAAAAGCUGCACCAAAAUCUUCUUGGAAAAUAUGUUUCCAAAAUUCUCGAAUACAAGGCGUCGAGUUGCGUUGAGCCCGUCCCCAUUUCUGAUUUCAAUGCUAUUCUCUCUUUCACCCAGCUUUACGAAGCGUUGCACACCAAAGAGAACGGGCUAGAUGCGUCCGCAGACAUACAAGCGUACGGUCAAAUGGCGGAGAGGUGGUUUCUUUUUGCGCUCACGUGGUCUAUUACGGCCGCCGUGGACGAGACGGGACGCAAGAAGCUCGAUAUAUACCUCCGCGAUCUUGAAGCACAAUUUCCGCCUUCCCGUACCAUAUAUGAUUAUUUCUGUGAUCCCCAAAAAAAGGAUUUUGAGCAAUGGGAAAGUGGGUUGACAACCUGGCGUCCACGCAAAGGGGAUUCUUUUUUCAAAAUGAUAGUGCCAACGUCAGAUAGCCUGCGAAACUCAUUCAUCUUCAGGACCAUUGUUUCAUCCAAACACAAUUUGCUUGUUGUGGGCAAUACUGGCGUGGGUAAAACAGUUCAGGUGAUGGGCCUCAUGACGAAUUUGCCCGCAAAAAAUAGUAAGCUUGUAAUAAAUUUUUCUGCUACAACUAAAUCAAGUGCUCUCCAAGAUAUUGUAGAAAGUGUCAUGGAGAAACGCUCCAAAGACAAGCUCGGGCCAUUGGGUGGCAAGGAGUUACUCAUUUUUGCGCGAGACAGUGCCAACUCGUCACAGACAGAAAUUGUUGAGUAUUUAUCAAACUUACACAUGUUCUGGGGGGCACGUGUCCGUCUUGGAGGACUUUCUGUUGCUAAUAGGUCGACGACUUCAACAUGCCGCAGAAAACCUCAGCCGAGUCUCCGUUCCAACCACCCCUCGAGUUGCUGCGGCUCUGGAUGGACUAUGGCGGCUGGUACGACCGCUCUAAAUGCGCCUGGAAAUACAUUCUAGACAGUCAGCUAGUAGCAGCUAUGGCGCCACCAUCUGGGGGACGAGCGGUCAUCUGCAAUCGUACACAAGCACGUUUCCAUCUUGUAAACAUCACAACACCUGAAGACUCACAGCUCACGCGGAUAUUUGAAUCUAUCAUGAUGCCAAAGCUUCAGGAGUUUGACAAUGAAAUCAAGCCAAUGAGUCGGUCUCUAGCUCGAGCAACCAUUGGGCUGUACCGCAACGUCACCGAACGAUUCCUUCCAACUCCGGACAAGAGCCACUAUUUGUGACUUCGCAGCGUUGCGCUUACCAGAUGAAAGUUUGAUUUUUGCAUAUCAUAGGUUCAAUUUGCGUGAUGUAGUCUCUGUCCAAAAACGCCAGUCGGGCAACAAACUUCAUUUUUGAUACCUUAGGCGACGUCGCAAAGGUCAUUCAGGGAACACUCCAAGCCGAAAGACAGUACUUUGAUACUUCAAAGUCCAUGAUACGAUUGUGGACUCACGAGUGCAUGCGUGUUUUCGCUGAUAGAUUUCUCAAAGAUUCAGCAGACGACAUUGGAAAGUUCAUCGAAGCCAUGAGCCAGGUGAUGCGGGACCACUUUGAGGGUGCCGAAUGGGCUGAAGUUAUGGAGGAUAUCGAUGACGAACGCUAUGGUCCGAUUUUUUGCAGUUUUAUGAGCGAGACAACGGAAAUUCUGCCUUAUGAAGAAGUCGCCGAUUAUUCGCAACUCAAGCAAUGCUGCGAAGACAAACUGGAGGAUUAUAAUCUUGAGCCAAAACUGAUAAACAUGAAUCUCGUGCUUUUCAAAGACGCUAUUCGACACAUUUGCAGAAUUCACCGUGUUGAAGGCGAUGCCUCGACGGCACAGCGGCGUCAUUAUAUGGCCAAAAUUUAUUCAAGACGUCGCCUUUCUUUACCACGGUCUUGGUGUCGCAGGUAUCCUAAUGAUGCCUAGGGGCAACGCAAUGUUGGUUGGUGUCGGGGGAUCUGGACGCCAAUCAUUGGCUCGUCUCGCAUCUCAUAUUGCUGGAAUUGGCGUUUUUGUGAUCGAGAUUACGAAACAGUAUCGCUUGAUUGAGUGGCGUGAUGACAUGAAACGUCUUUUUGAAAUUACUGGCGUAUCAAACACGCCCACUGCCUUUCUCUUCAACGACACCCAGUUGAAAGAGCAAGCAUUUUUGGAGGAUAUCAACAAUAUUCUUAGUUCGGGCGAAAUACCUAGCCUGUAUGGUAAGGAUGAGUUACCAGCCAUUUACGAUGGCGUACGAAAACGAGCAGCUGAUGCAGAGUCGGGCGGAACUGCGGAAGAACUUUGGGCCUUCUUCGUUGACUCAAUUCGCUCGAAUUUACAUGUAAUCCUAGCCAUGUCCCCACCCCUGCGCCCGUAGUGAAACUAGACUCUGAUGACUCAUACUCUGUCGUGUCCACAGGUCCCCAGUUGGAUCCGCAUUUCACACCCGAUGUCGCUUUUAUCCAGGCCUAAUUAACAGCACUACCAUCGAUUGGUUUCACCGCUGGCCCGCAGACGCACUCACUGCGGUUGGCUCGGCGUUUCUUGACAAUUUGACUCUUGACUCUGAUGACACUCGGGCAAAAAUUUCCAGCGUAUUCUCUGUAAUUCACUUGAGUGCACAAGACUUUUCUGACAAAAUGCUUCAGCAACUCAAGCGUCAUAACUACAUUACCCCAACACAUUUCCUUGAGCUUUCAAAGGGCUAUCGCGUAAUCCUGACAGAGAAACGCACAGAACUCGGCAAUGGUAGAGAUAAAUUGGCCAACGGCCUGGCCAAAUUAGUUGAGGCACGCGAUGGCGUUGAAGUCAUGUCGGUGGAAUUGGAGAAAAAAAAAGUUGUGUGUGCCCAGUCACAAAAAGACUGCGAGAAUCUCCUAGUCGAGAUUGUGUCGGAGCGCCGCGUUGCUGACGAGCAGCGCAAGCAAGUAGAAGGAGACUCCGAGCGAAUAGGCUUCUCGACAGUGUCCAGAGUAUACUUUGGUGCUCUGCCCAAUGGCACUAGUGCAGAUGGUCAAAUUUACAGGUAAGGAGGAAAUUGAGUGUAAGGCAAUAGCAGAUGAUGCUGAGGCCGAACUAAAUGUCGCUUUGCCAGCGCUACAAAAGGCCAUGGCUGAAGUUGAGAAGCUUGAUAAAAGCGCCAUUUCUGAGAUUAAAGCAUACAAGAGCCCGCCAAAACAAGUGGAGACGGUGCUUGCCGCAGUGAUGAUACUCUUCGGAAAUAAGACUGAUUGGACCACUGCCAAGAAAGUCCUUGGUGAAGCCAAUUUCCUGCAGAGCAUUAAAGGCUACGACAAGGACAAUGUUAGUGCAACAAUCAUGAAAAAAAUUAAGGGGUAUGUUUCUCAUGCGGACUUUAAGCCAGAAGCAGUGGGUGCAGUUUCCAAGGCUGCGGGGGCUCUUUGCACUUGGGUACACGCAAUCUACAUCUACGCCAGUGUUGCAAAAGAGGUCGCUCCAAAAAGGGCAAGAUUAAAAGGUGCUCAAGAAUCCCUGGCGGUAAAGCAAGCUUCGUUGCAAAAAGCACAGGAGGAGCUCGCGGAAGUCACCGCUAAAGUCAAUCGACUGAAGCAGAAAUAUGAUGACUCAGUGGGUGAAAAAAACCGUCUUCGCGCCGAAGCAGAUCAGAUGGAAUUGUUACUAGAUCGUGCUGAUAAGCUCGUGAAAGGCUUGGCAGGCGAAAACGAGAGGUGGCGAGCCAGCAUUGGUCAGCUGCAAAAUGAAAUUGGUCGGUCUCUCGGGGAUGCGCUUGUUGCCGCAGCAUUUCUGUCCUACGCCGGCCCCUUUGACACCCAAUACCGCUCCAACCUUGUUCAACGCAAUCCUUCCUGGGGCUCGAGUGUCUUGUUACAAUUUGGCUGCAUUUUAAGUGCAACAAUUAGGUUGGUGGCUGGCUUUCGGCUGUAAGGGAACAACAACUACCAUCUACGGAGAAUUUUACUUUUGCAUCGUUUUGUGCCCUACCAACGGAUGUUCGACAAUGGAACAUUCAGGGGCUUCCAGCAGACAACUUCAGCACCGAAAAUGGAGCCAUAUCUGUUCGUUGUUCGAGGUGGCCGUUAAUGAUUGAUCCGUAAUUUUGGCAGUGUCCCUUCGUUGCUGGUGCCGCAUUGUCACCCUAAAUUUGAUAUCAUAGGCAAAACCAGGCAAAUAAAUGGGUGCGUAAAAUGGAGGAAUCGCAGUUGCACAUAGUGGAUCUCAAGUCCAAAGAUAUGCUACGCAAAAUAGAGAACGGAAUUGUCUAUGGACUACCGGUUCUGCUCCAGGACGUAUUAGAGGAGCUCGAUCCAGCUUUAGAACCUGUCCUCGCCAAGGCAUUGAUCAAGGUCGGAAACAGAGAGGUGCUACGAUUGGGUGACAAAGAAUUAGAUUAUAAUAAAGAAACUUUCAGUGUCUGCAGGGAGGCUUUUAUUUUUGGCAGAUAUUUGAAGGGGUCGAUUUCCUUUUCGUAGGACUUUAAAUUGUACAUCACAACCAAACUUGCAAACCCGUUCAGACUCAGCGUAAAAGCAAAGUUUAAAUUCCCCCCCGCCCUGUAACCGUCAUGUCUUUUUAGUCAUUAUACACCAGAAGUCUCCACAAAGACGACAAUAAUCAAUUUUGCGGUGAAACAGCAAGGCUUGGAAGCACAACUCCUCGGUAUCGUUGUGCAGAAAGAGCAACCUACGCUUGAGCGUCAAAAAGCAGACUUAACAUUGCGCGUUGCUGCCGGAAAACAAAAGCUGGUUGACCUAGAAGAUGAAAUUCUAAGGCUCCUCUCUGAGGCAGAGGGCAGUCUGCUAGAGAAUGAAACUCUGGUAGACACAUUGCAACAAUCAAAAUUGACUUCUGAUGAAGUAACUCGUCAACUCAAUGAAGCUGAAGAAACAGAGAUUAAGAUCGACGCCAAACGAGAGGAAUUCCGCCCUGCGGCAAUCCGAAGCUCCAUAGCAUAUUUUGUGCUAGACGACAUGGGUAGAGUCGACCCCAUGUACCAAUUUUCGCUUGAUGCCUAUGUUGAUCUCUUUAAUCAGUCUAUGGACAAAAGUCGCACUAGUCCAAAAAAUAUAACUGGUACUGAAAGAUGCAGGCAGAUAAAUGUUGCGCACACUCUUUCUGUCUAUCAGUACACCUGUCGUGGCCUUUUUGAGCGAGACAAACUCUUGUUUGCGUUGCAGCUAUGCUUGCGAAUCAUGACAAGCGAAAACAAGGUCCCAAAGCAGGAGUUUGAUUUUCUAUGUUACGGCGGAGCAGGGAUCGAGCGAGCCGAUCAACGGCCUAAUCCCUGCCCGGAAUGGAUAGAUGCAGGAGCAUGGGACAAUAUCACUGCGUUAGAUAGCAUCCCUGCUUGUAUGGGCAUCGCAUCAGCAUUUGAACAGGGGCAGCGCGACUGGCGGGCAUGGUUUACUUCGUCCGAGCCAGAAGAAACCCCCUUGCCAGGUAAGUCAACUUCCAAGAGGCAUAAUGGCAUCGACACUAAUCAGGCGACUGGGAAAACAAGGUAACGGAGAUGCAGCGAAUCUGCAUUAUUCGUGCGCUGCGGCUUGAUCGAGUACUAUUUUGCGCAAGUCGUUUUGUCAGAUUAAACUUGGGUCCGCAAUUCGCUGAUCCGCCCCCGUUUGACCUUAGGGCCAUUUUUCAAUCAUCCAAUCAUCGAACACCACUCAUAUUUGUGCUCUCCCCUGGCGUAGACCCAACAGCACAGGUCAAAUCUCUAGCAAACGAUCUUAGCACAAAUGUAGACAUAUGCGCCCUUGGGCAGGGACAAGCGCCGGUAGCAAUGAGCUUAAUGAAUCUGGGGCUUCGAAGCGGCUCGUGGGUAUUUCUUGCUAAUUGGUGCGUCGACUUGUGUUGUUCGUACCUCGAAUUCGCACUUAACUUUGUUAUAGUCACCUUAUGCUCAGUUGGAUGCCUGAGUUGGAAAAACGAAUCGCUGAGUACUGCGCGAUGACCGAAGACAUGCCACACGCACCACAUUGCGACUUUAGACUGUGGCUUUCGGCCAGCCCGAGUCCUAAAUUUCCGAUAGCCAUCUUACAGCGUGGCAUAAAAAUGACCACGGAACCUCCACGUGGGCUUCGAGCCAAUAUGCUUAAGCUAUACAAUCUAGUGGGCGAGGAACAAUUCGGAAGAUGCCAGCAGCGCUUAAAAUAUCAAAGAUUGCUCUUUUCGCUAUGCUGGUUCCACGCGCUCCUCCUAGAGCGACGCAAAUUCAAAAGCCUAGGCUUCAACGUACCAUACGAGUUCAAUGAAUCGGACUAUAGUAUCUGUCAUGAUCUAGUCAUUGUUUUCUUGGACGAAUAUCCAGAUGAAACACCGUCCAUGAACUUGAAUUGCCCAUUUGGCACUUGUGUUUUUUUUUCAAUAAUUUCUGGGGCGUGUUUUCAUUUCAACACAAAGAAAAUUAUUACACAGGUUCGAUGCGAUGCGGUACCUCAUUGCCGAAGCUAACUAUGGUGGUCGCGUCACUGACGCCAUGGAUCGACGACUUGUCAAUGUUUACAUAACCCAGCUAUUUUGUGAGCAGGCUAUCAGUCCCCAGACCGAGUUCAAUCUUGCGCCGCAACUGUCAGAUAGCCCGUACAUAAUUCCAAAUGAUGCAGAUCUAGCUAGCGCAAAGCUAGCCAUAAAAACAUUCCCUCAAUUAGACAACGCACUUGCAUUCGGUCAGCAUGCGAAUGCUGACAUCGCGUCGCAAAUAGAGGACUCAAGUACGCUACUUGACACGAUUGUCUCACUCCAACCGAAAGUAAUUGAUGCUGGGGGUGAAAGCAAGGAGCAAAAGAUUCUACGAAUUUGCCAUCUGAUGCAGGAGGAAGUGCCUCCAUCUUUUGAUGCUGCAGCUGUGAGAAGGGGUAUGGGGCCGAGGGCAGACCCUGAACCCAUGAAAACUGCCACCCAAAAAAUUUCCCUUAGGAUCCACAGAGCCUUAAUUAAAUCAUGCCUACAUUAUUUGUUGAUAAGCAAGUGGUGCGUAGGUGCUAUACCAGGAAGUAGAUAGAUACAACAUACUUUUGCUGACUUUGCAUCAGACACUGAAGGCCUCGGAACUAGGUGUUCAGGGUCUGGUGAUUGUGACGCCAGAGCUAGAAGAGAUAAUAGAAGCUGUGCUUGAGUUCAAAGUCGCUCCACCAGCGUCAAUCGCACGUUAGCCCGCUUGAAUUAUCGAAUGACAUAUAUACAGGUUCCCCGCGCAUGGUCAACGUGUUAUCCAAGCCUAAAACCGUUGACCCCCUGGAUGCGAGAUCUCGUAAUCCCUCCGCUUCUUCUCCUGAAGAAAGUGUCAAUCUAAUUUUAAUGUAAUUAUUGGUUAUUCGGCUGUAUCAUGUUGCCAUAGGUGUGUCGAAUAAGUGCCCUACAAAAAUGGAUCAAUGAGGCUCUCCCCCGAUGUUUUUGGCUGCCUGGCUUCACUUAUCCCACGGGUUUUCUGACCGCUGUCUUGCAAACUUCAGCUCGCAAAAAUGGCAUCGCAAUAGACUCUCUGAGCUGGGAGUUUCCCAUCAUAAACACCCCAGCUACGUCUAUUGCACAAUAUGCCAAGGAUGGUUCAUAUUGUCACGGGCUCUUCCUCGAAGGGGCUCGAUGGGAUUUAGACAACAGCUGCUUGACUGAGCCGAUACCAAUGGAGCUUUGUUGCUCUAUGCCCGUAAUUCACUUCAAGCCAGUUGACAAUAAAAAGAAAUCGAUUAAAGGCAUAUACUCUUGUCCGUUGUAUUUGUAUCCCUUAAGAACAGGAAGUCGCGAGCGACCGUCUUUCGUAAUUUCUUGUGAAGUCAGAUGCGGCGCUCAGGGCUCAGAGUAUUGGACGUUUGAAGCGGUGUCCAGGGACGAGCCCCUGGUCAUUUUCUUUCAAAGGCUAAAAAUAAUUGUGCGAGAUUCGUAGGUGUCGUGGCACUGCCAUGCUUCUUUCAACCAUGCACUGAUAUACAACCAGCGAAUUUUAUGCUUGAAUGGCAAGCGGUGAGGGUUAAAAAAAUCUGAUGGUGUAAGUUUUUUGGCGCAAGUCUUCGGGCCAGCGUCGACCCCCCCCGAGUGCGAUUCCGCCGGCGGGGCGUCCCCAAUGUGAAUGAACAUCCGGGUUGGCUCGGUUUCGCUGGCAGUCUAAUUUCAAACUAUAUAAACUAAUAUUUACUAACUUGAAGUACUACUAGUAGAACAUGAAGCACAAGGCGGUGUCGAACGAGGGCCGAUCCUGGUAGUACGUUCAAAGUUCAAGUCCAACUUGAAUCACUGGCACUGGUGCGUUCUUAUGCUGCGGCCCGCCCUUGUUUACCUGGGCCGGGUAGGUCGCCCGCCGCGCGUAGCGGUCUGGCUU